AUUUUAGAAGAAAUACUAAUAUGAAUUCGAACAAUAAGAAAACUAUUAUUGAGGGAUGGCUUAAGAAGGUCAAAGAGAAAUCAAAGAGUAGUACUAAUAAAAGGUGGUUUGGGUUGGAUAUAGUCAACGCUAUUUUCACUUAUUCAAAUGGGAAAUAAUAAGAAAGCAAGCAAAACAAUUCCUUUAAGGGAUAUUAUAGAUUUCGUUGAGCCUGAAGAAACAGGUAAUAAAGACUGGUGAUACAAAUUCAGCGUGGUGACACGACAGAGGGAAUAUAUUCUUUAUUCCCAAACACGGACUGAGAAGGAAAUGUGGGCUCAUGCUUUUCGUACAAUUCUUAAAUAUAAAUAUAAGUCUAAAACUGAAGAUGAAUCUAAAAAGGACUCUGGAACUUCCCACCCAAAUCAAAGGCCAGACAGUGGUGGCAUCCCGGCUGCCGGACUUCCCAACCAAGCCAUUGAAGAUCUUGGGUUUGAUGAAGCAGAAGGGGAAGAUUACGAUGAAGAGGAAAAGGAAGGUCGCAGUCCUGAUGAACAUGAUGAAGGAGACUUUAUGCAUGCUAGUAUUGCUCCUCAAAGAAACCACCCCCCUCGUGAAGAAAGCCCUGAACAAGAUAGGAAUGAGGAUGAAGAAGACACUGAUUCUCCAAAGCCAAAUCCAAGAGAAGACAAAGCUAAAAUGGGAGAAAGAAUGCGUAAAGAAAUGCAAACCCAAGAGCAAGAAUUCCGUCAAAAACUCAAACCAAACUCUCGUAAAACUAGAGAGGCCGAAGUUGUCGAAGAUGAGGAAGACCAUCCUCAUUCUGAAGAAGAAAGGAGUCCUAUACCAGCUCAAAAUAAUAGAAAAGAAGAACUUUCUCGUCCAAACAGGUCUCGCUCAAGAGAUUCAGAAUCUCCUAGAAGAGCUAAUAACGAUGCUGACCUUAACAUCGACAAUAUAGUGAAGAGGACUAGGGGAACUAAGGAGACUAUCAAGUUAGAAAUGCCUUCUCCUAAGAAGGAAGAGGAAAAGGAAUCUCUUCCUUACUUCAAUGGUUUUCUCCCUAAGCCCAAGGAAAUCUCAAAGACUUUGGAGAAACCACAAAAACCAAAGAAAGUUGUUAAAGUAAGCAAGAUAGUCAAGAGGAAUGAUGAAGAGGACUUACUGACCAGAUGGGAAAAAUAAGUAUGGCAAAACCCAAAAGCCUGUCAUCAAAGAUGAAUGGGGUAGGAAAAUUGAACAAGAGGGCCAACCUGAACAAGCUAAAGUUCCAGAACCCGUUCAGAACAAGCCUCAAAAGAGAGAAUAUGUUGAGAACGUCCUUGCUAACCAACCUCAGCAUAAUGGAGAAGAUUUUGAGGAUAACUGGGAUGAAGAAGAGGGCUCCCCAGUCCGUGAAAAUAUUGACUCAACAAAAUAUCGUAAAAUAAACAAAGAGAAUAGUAAAUAUCGACACCCUGACAUCCCAAUGGACAAGAUAACCAAGAAGAAGGGAAAGAAAAAGAGAGCAAAGGUAAUCAACAAGAAGAAAGUGGCUAUGCCUCCAUCAGAAGCUUCUGGUGCACAAAAGGGUGACUUUGAUUUGAACUGGGAUGAGUAAUUCUUCUUUCUGGUAUUUGCUAUUCAAUA
Moneuplotes crassus is the source of this 1608-nucleotide messenger RNA. The record is from the annotation of a GenBank genome assembly. NCBI's taxonomy places the organism in Eukaryota, Ciliophora, Spirotrichea, Euplotida, Euplotidae.